AUGGCUUCAAGUCAUAUUCAGCGUUGGGCCUUGACUUUAUCUGCAUAUGAUUACACUAUCACCCACAAACCAGGGAAGUAUAUAACCAAUGCGGAUGCUUUGAGUCGUCUUCCUCUUCCUGAAGCUCCUAAGGAUAUGCCGGUGCCAGGGGACGUUGUGUGUGUGCUGGAGAGGCAGGACAGGACGACAGUAACAGCGAAGGACAUCAGGUGGUGGAUGGAGCGAGACCCUAUACUGUCUAUAGUCAGGAGGAACGUUCAGUACGGGUGGCCUGAAAACAUCACCGUGGAAGCACAAAAACCUUUCUUUAGAAGGAAGUGGGAGUUAAGUGUGCAGGAUGGAGUAAUAUUAUGGGGAUCAAGGGUGGUGGUGCCAGAGGUAGCAAGGAAGAGAGUGCUAGCAGAACUUCAUGAGACACAACCAGGGGCGUCACGCAUGAAAAGCAUUGCACGUAGCUAUGUUUGGUGGCCAAAUAUGGAUUAUGAUAUAGAGACUGUAGUUCAGCAGUGUGCACAGUGUCAGCAGUUGAGGAAUCUACCUCCGACGCCUUUGCAGCCUUGGGAAUGGCCAGAGAAGCCGUGGUCCAGAUUACAUCUAGAUUAUGCAGGGCCAUUUAUGGGCAAGAUGUUUCUGGUGGUAAUUGAUGCACAUUCUAAGUGGAUUGAUGUUCACGCCACAAAUUCGGCUACUUCAUCUGCUACCAUUGAAAAAUUACAAGUUACUUUUGCGUCACAAGGUUUACCCGAGAUUGUAGUGACUGAUAAUGGCACGAACUUCUGCAGUGAGGAAUUUGAAACAUUUCUAAAACAAAAUGGCAUCGUUCAUAUCAAAACCUCCCCUUAUCACCCAGCUUCCAACGGAUUAGCAGAAAAGGCAGUGCAGACUUUGAAAAGGGCCAUGACAAAAGAGACAGCGGGUUCCUUAGAGUCUAGAGUCGCGAUUAAUGAAAUUUUUGUUACGUUAUCGGGUCACACCACACACUACCACAGGGUUUCGCCCGGAACUUUUAGUGGGAAGGAAAUUAAGAACUUGUCUGGACCUAUUAAUGCCAGGGAUAAGUCAGAGAGUAUUAAGGAAACAGGAAAUGCAGAAAAAUUAUCAUGA
Molecule: messenger RNA, 1104 nt
Organism: Portunus trituberculatus (swimming crab)
Lineage: Eukaryota; Metazoa; Arthropoda; Malacostraca; Decapoda; Portunidae
Exons: 1
Coding region: 1-1104 (367 amino acids)
Biological process (GO): DNA integration
Molecular function (GO): nucleic acid binding
Source: RefSeq, a predicted model, not a curated record